UAACCCAGCACAGCAUUACGCAAAACUGCGCUAUAUAAAGCACUGUGCAGCAAACUGCAGUGUCAUUCAUACACUUUGUCACUUGGAGAAGCCAGGGGAGCCCAGGGACGGUGCCAAGGAUGAAAGUGUAUCUGACAGCAGUGGGGAUACUGGUCCUGGUGGCCACAGUACAGUGUACGGAACACAAGUGCCUGCAAGGCCGGGACCACAAGAAAGCCCCCAGUGAAGAGCACAGCAUGAAGGAGUGCACAGUGUACUCCAACUCUUCCUGCUGCUACAGCAACUUCACUGAGCAGCUAGUCUCCCCUGUGAAAAAGGUGGACAACACCCAAUGGGAUCUGUGUCAGAAACUCAGCACAGGAUGUGAGGCAUUCAUGAAGAAGGUGGAGUGUUUCUACCAAUGCUCCCCCAGUGCAGUUAACUGGAUGAACCCCAACUACACUGCUGGCCUCCUGCACGUGCCACUAUGUGUCAGCUUCUGCAACAACUGGUUUGAUGCAUGCAAAAAUGACCUGACGUGUGCAAAGAACUGGAUCACUGACUUCAAAUGGGACGAGAAUGGCAACAACCACUGCAGUGGAGACUGUGUGCCAUUCAACAAAAUGUACUCCAAUGGAACAGACCUGUGCCAGAGCAUGUGGGGCCAGACGUUCAUGGUCACCGACUCGGACUGCCGCUGCCUGAGGAUGGAUGGCAGAGAUGAGAUGGUGCUGCAAUACAUCCUGUACAAGGACUCCAGCUCCAGCUCCAGCUCCAGCAGCUCCAGCAGCUCAGCCUCCAGCCAGGAGACGUCCUGCCAGCAAGCCCUCAGGAGACUGGAGGCUCCGGAAGCAGAGCCAGAAGGCGAGGAGUCAGUAGUCCUUAAAAAGGAAUGAAGAGAUCCUACUUUUGCAUCAUGGGAUGGACUUGCACUUCUCACAUCAAGCUUUCUGCAAAAGAGGACAAAGCCGCAUUGCAGCAGAUAUUUACAGAGUGUUCAAGUGCACAAUAUACCAAACAAAGCAUAUAUGUACAGCUUAAUAAAAGUAAAAUCGGUGUAUUGAAAUCCA
Lepisosteus oculatus (spotted gar) is the source of this 1049-nucleotide messenger RNA. RefSeq names its product riboflavin-binding protein-like. Gene Ontology annotation, molecular function: riboflavin transmembrane transporter activity; riboflavin binding; signaling receptor activity. The record is from RefSeq and is a predicted model, not a curated record. Lineage: Eukaryota; Metazoa; Chordata; Actinopteri; Semionotiformes; Lepisosteidae. Gene Ontology annotation, cellular component: external side of plasma membrane.